Xyrichtys novacula (pearly razorfish) is the source of this 15392-nucleotide messenger RNA. NCBI's taxonomy places the organism in Eukaryota, Metazoa, Chordata, Actinopteri, Labriformes, Labridae. The record is from the annotation of a GenBank genome assembly.
CUGCUCGUUUGGUUUCCAUAGCACCGCCCUCAGGAGAGCUGCUGCUUUUAUAAAUGGGACAACAGUCCUUAUUUUGGUGAAAUUUACAAACAUAAAAACGCCAAAUGUGAACGAAUACUCAAUGUAAGGUAGUAGAAAACAAAUCCCACACGACGAAGGCCCCAUAAUGUAAGAUUUUAUUUAAGAUGUUGUUAUAAAAAAUCGUAAUUUUUCUUAUUAACAAGAGAAAAAGCCUCGUGUAAAUUCACUAUUUUCUAUGUUAUUUUCAUUUUGCUCGUGGUUUGUCGCGAGCAGCAGCCCAGAUGUCGCACGCGGAGCUGCUGUCGCUGACCUAGGUGCUGAAAACACGACGUCAGAUGAACCCGCGCUCACCGCAGGAGCCACGAGCCAGCCUCACUCCCUCUUUGAUUCACCGCGGCCACUUCAAACACCCACCUCUGCCUCUUUUUUCUUUUUCUAACUUUUCCUCCUUUUUCAUUUUCUAUCCAUCCUUUCUCUCUCUCUGCCCGUGGACACGUAGAGGUCCAUUUCGACGCCGGCUGUUAAUUCCACUUCCUUUUGUGUGUGUGUGUGUUUUUGUCGUGAUGGCAGAGCGCGCGGCUCCUGUGCGAGAGGCAGGAGAGGAGUCGGUGGCGGAGGAAGGGGCGCAGCUCGUGUAAAAUCUUUACGCUGUUUUCGUUUUUAAGUCUAAGAAAAAGAAAAUAGCCUCGCUCUUUUUUGGGAUCGUCGCCUCACUUGGACUCAGAUCGGUCAGAAGUUGGUUCGCUGUUUUCUUUGGCCAUCCUGCGCCGUAACAUGAUGAAUAAGCAGUAAGAAUAAGAAAGAGAGAGAAAGAGAGAAACAGGCCGAUUUAUACAAACAGGACAUGGAGUCCGUGAAGAUGAGUGCCACGGCGGGGAUGAAGGAAUUUGCGGGGAAGGCCCUGGGUCAUAUGCACAGGUAAGGCUGCGUGUUUUUUUUACACUCUCUGUCUUGUUUCGGUUUCCUUAUGUUGAGGUGGAGUGACUAAAAUGCUUAAAAUAAACCAGACAGUCCUAAAGAAGGAAAGUGCGGGUUCGCACGUCUCUAAAAAUUGUUUUACUACUCACAGGGAUCUCUAGUCACGCCUCUGGGAGUGUGGAGGAACAUUAUGCAAUCGAAUGUGUGAGUGCGUGCACGUAUGUGUGUGUAUGUGCGUGCGCGCCCCUCCUGAUGCAGGGGCCUGUAGGAUGCACGAGUCUCAUCAGCAGACAGGUUGAGUAGGACGUGCAGGCCACGCGCGAAAUUUUGGGGAGAUUCAUUCAUGAUUUAUAAGACAAUUCAUAGUAUCUGACGUACGAAUAAUAAAACACACACACGGCCUCCCGUGUCAGACAGGUUUACAACAACGAGGGUACCGUUUCUGUGUGUCUUCUGAGACAUGAAGCAAAACAUGAAUAUUAACAGAUGAGGAUCCUGCUGCAUAUUAAACUGUGUUUUUACACGAUCGAGCAGAGAUACUGUGUGAGUCCAACCAAAUGAAGAAUAAUGCCUCUGCACACACAUUUGGUUCAUGUAAAUUUUUCAAGAAAACAGGCUACAUGUCGAGGCCUUUGAUUUUAUGCCACCUACAUUUACUUACACUUAUAUUUCGACUGAAAUUCUUCUGCAGAAAUGGGAUUUUUUCGAUUUUUUUCCAGUCUGAUUUUGAUGUAAUGGCGUGGUUGGCGUGGGGGAAAAAAGGAAAACCAUUUUGAGGAAUGCCCACAGACGUAGGCUGCGUGCGUGCGCAUGUGUGCGCGUGUGUAUAUGUGUGGGUGCAUGGGGCUUCUGCACGGUCCCGUGAAUACUAAUGAGUGUGGAAGUGAGCGGGCUGCUGCAAUGCGGUACAGUCAGGGACGUGUUCGUAUGCUCUCAGCUUCAUGCCAAGUUGUUUUUUUUUCCCUGUCAAUGGUUAUUACUAUUAUCAUCAUUAUUAUUGUUGUUAUUAUCAUUGUGCAAACACAGAUGGAAGUAUUUGCUUGAAAUUGUGGUGGCCUCCCGAUGGGAACACCCCUCAGAAUAAAGCAAACAAACAGGAAAAAGGGACAAACCCCUCUCCAUAAAAUAUAUGAGUAUAAAAUGUUGUAUAAGCACCCUCAAAAAUAUUCCCCACUUUUUGUAAGGGCCUAUUCACCCGGUUAUAGUAUAUAUGCACACAUGUGAGAGCCUGUCUCUGCUCCAGGGUGAUGGAGAGGAAGCAGAAGACCGGGGAGGUGAUCGAGCUGACGGAGGACGGGAGGCCCCGAGAGGCCGCGGAGAAGAAACCCCCGCUGUGUGACUGCAACUGCUUCGGGCUGCCUCGCCGCUAUAUCAUCGCCAUCCUGAGCGGAUUGGGCUUCUGCAUCUCCUUCGGGAUCCGGUGUAACCUGGGCGUGGCCAUCGUGGGCAUGGUCAACAACAGCACCAUCCACCAGAACGGCAAGAUCAUCAUCAAAGAGGUGUGGCAACGUGGACCAAACGCGUCAAGACGCACGACACCUGAAUGUGAUUUUAGGUGUUUCAAUAAAAGGAGAAUACAGAGGAAAUAAUCCUCCCUUACUAGAUAAAAAAGAAUAGACAGUAUACUGUGAGGCCUGUCUGAAUAAAGAGGAACAACAUCAUCUUAAAAAUGUAAAAUCAAAACCAGUCCACUAUAAUGAUCGUCCAUAUAUUUUAAGAAUCACUUUCAUGCUUGUGCCCGAGGAAGUCUUCCGUACAGUGUCUCCAAAGAUGUCUUUCUUAUCAUAAACGCGCCACAUGAUCCCAUUUUAAAAUGUCAUAUUAUCUAGAAGUCAUCCCUCUGUGUAGAUUUUGCAGCUACCGAAGGCAACCUCUUAUUUAUUGUAAACCCGAAGCAGGUGACCUAAUGUAACAAUCAAGAAAUGAGCUCCACGGUUGUUAACAUAUAAGGCCUGUGAGUGCUAUAGGCCUCAUUAAAAACACGUGUCUUACAAAAUGUUCACAGAUAGAUCGCACACACCAAAAAUAUGCAACAGUCUCUACAGCAUUAUACAAAAAAAUCGAUUCGCAUAAGUAUCGCAAUUUUUUGUUUUACAAUUUUCAAAUCGAUUUUUUGUUCAAAAAUCUUUUUUUUCUCGAAUGUAAGAAUAAAUCUUAAAAACUGACUUACAUUUGAUGUUAAAUUUUUUUGGUUGCUGGAAUAGUCAGUAGACAAUCAUAAUCAUUCAGCUGUUUCAUUGGCGUUACAAAUGCAGACUAAAAAUCGAGAAAAUCGACAAUAUCGUAGAAUCGCAAUUUAAAUUGAAUCGGCAUCCAAACAACGUAGAAGAAUCAAAUCAGGAGAAAAGUAUAGCCCAGCCCUUUUAUAUAGGCUAUAUUCUCUAAUAUGAAGGUAAAUUGGAUGUAGCCGAUUUAUCUAUAUAGCCUACUUUUGCGUUAAGUCCAAAUUAACAAAGUUAUAACUAAAAAGAUAAUAUACAGGUACUUAUUAGCGACAAAAUGUCUUCUGACAGUGCACUAUGUAUCAAUGGGUCUGAUGAUCGGAUCAAUACAGUCUAAUCAGGUAACCCGUUUCAGGCCUAUAAUAAUAAACAGGCCUCACUUUCAGAACAGUUCAUUUAAAUACAGGCAGGUUCGUUCAGGUCAUGAGUUUGUCUGACAUGAAUUUACUUCAACAGAUUCAGAGGUUAUUUCACACUUAAGAAACAGAUCGUUUCUCAUCGUUGUUUUAAUUUAAUUCAUUUUCUUGAUUUUGUUGUUUUUUUUAGAAAGCCAAGUUCAACUGGGAUCCAGAGACGGUGGGGCUGAUUCAUGGCUCUUUUUUCUGGGGCUACAUUGUGACACAGAUCCCGGGAGGAUACAUCUCCUCCAGGCUGGCAGCAAACAGGUAGGCGGCUCUUCCUCCGUAUAAUAAUGCUCCACGAAUAAACUACAACACAGAGGCUUUUAUUUUGGCAGAUGAAGCACUUGGAUUUAUUCUUUAAAUAAUGUUUGGCCUAUUUUUCUGAAUGACUGAGCAGUUGGCGAGACUGGAGCUUCCUUUUACUCUGAACUCCAGAACAAAAGUGCGUCGAUUGACAAAAUAGACAAAGAAAAAAUGUAAAAAAAACAGUAGAGGCCAAACAAAAAAAUGGUGUUAUUCUCGCCUUAAUUAUGAAUGGUAAAGGUUUACAGUUAUAGGCUGGAGUAACCCUCCAGACAGUCACGUGAUGCAGAGUUGCAGCAGCAGGGAUUCAGCAGCAUUAAAGGCCUGCAGCCCGGGUUCAGGGCUCUCUGCCACCUGUUAAUGAGCUCCCUCGGGGGAUCCGGUCUAAUCUGGCGUUCAGUCAGGCCGAGGAGACCAGACCUCGCCUUGUUGCCAGAGUCUUUAAUUCACAUGAGCAAUGCCAGUGCGUCACGCGUUACGAUCAGGCCCACGUAAUAUUUCACACCCCGGGGGUAGAAACAGAAAUAAAGAUGAUAUUAUAGGCUGCUACACAUUUUAGCAUGUCUACUUAGACUAAAACCAAGACAGUCAAGCCUAGCAGUAAAAUGGCUCUGGUUAAACACAGGGAGACGGUUCAAAAAUAGGGGAGACCGGGGAUGGUUGUAACACGGGUCAAUUGUAACACUUCCAAUUUCUCCAAUUAGGAACAAGUUACAAAUCACCUGAUGCACUCUGCACAUGCCUAGUUUAGUCCUUGUUCCACGUGUGUACAUGGAAAAAAAACGUAUUUUGAGGUAAAAAAGUAUUUUUUUAAUUCAGAUAUUUUAUCAUAGCAUUGCCUACGAUGUAGUUGAACUAAUCAAACCUAAAUCACGUUUUUUGUGUGUCCAUAGAUAUUUUUCUUGCAAGUUGUUCAUUCAAAGGUUGUAGCUGUUAGCUGUAAAGUAAGCUAAUUCCUGAUGACAACGGCCUGGGUUAACAACAAAAUAAAACAACAUUUAUUAUCUUUAUGUUGUCUUUGAAAUUCAGUAUGCCUAGGGUACCUCUCAACAUUUUGUUCAGUUUACUAUAUUUAAAUGUUAAUAUAAGACACACACACACACUGCUGUUCAAUUGCACAUUUUGUCAGUUUUAUUAUUACAUUCAAAUCUUAGGCUACGUUCAUACUGUAGGUUACGAUGCACGAUUCUGAUUUUUUGUUAAAUCCGAUCUUUUUGUGCGGUUGUUCACAUUACAACAACGAAUGCGGCGUCUAAUGUGAACGGAAUGCGUCCGUGAAGUGACCCGCAUGCGCACAGAGCACAAAUUGCUUUCUGCGCCUGUUUUUGUUGUUGAACAAUGGUGACGUUUGUCGCAUAUUGAUGACGUAUAGGUCGGAUGAACGAGCCUGAGCGUCCACACUGCAGUCACAUCGGAUUCAUAUCCGAUUCAUAUCCACAUACAAAAGAGGCCUGGGUCGGAUUUGAAAAAAAUCAGAAUUGCACUGUUCACACUUACAUGAAAAAAAUUUGAUGCGUCACAUAUGGUUAAAAAAACGGAAUUGACCUGCAGUGUGAACAUAGACUUAAUGUAAGACCCACUGGACCCAUAAGGCCCACACUCUCGGAGUGCCAUAGAAAUUGUCUACAGUAGGCCUAUGUCUUGUCACCACUGUGAGUGACGAUGCUAGACAAAAAAGCACAAACACACAUAGCCCACUAAUAUUCAGUUAUGUUGAAAGGUAGUUAAAAUGAUAAAUAAAAAGCUCCCAAUGAGUAAAAUUUUGUCAUUAUCCUGAUUUUUUUAUGUCACAUUUCACCCCAGGGUAUUUUACAAUGAACCCAGACUAUGGGGUGAAUUGUAACAUUUCACUCCUUGUGUUUGAGACUAAAUUAUGCGUUGUCUGUUUGUGUUGCAGGGGUAACUGCUCCAGCCUUUAUUAGCAGACACAUAUACCAGUUUGAAUGCAUUGGCUUAAAAGAGCUCUAAGAUACAGACAGAAAUGUCAAAAAUGUUACAACCAUCCCCGGUCUCCCCUAUCUCUCUUAACGAAGGUUCAUUAUUUAGAGGAAAAGGGACAAAAAGCUGCUUGACACAAUCUAGUGUAGUCUAUGUGUUGCCUAUCUUUUCUUUUUCUAAGUAUUUAUCCGCACUCUUGUUGUUCCCAGCGCUAUUGAUUGACACGUGGAUGAAAUCGAAUCAAUUGGUCUCGUGCCCAACACUACUCUCAACCAGAUUAGGGCUUGCCCCCCGCGUGCAGAUGAGAGGGGCGAGGAGACGUGACAGAAAUGAGAAAUAGCUCGGUGUUUACAGACAGGCCUGAUCCUCCCUGCGCCUGAUUUAAGUCUGCUCAGCUGCCCCCCCUCGGGAUAAAGAAGAAAAAAAGAGAAGAUGAAAUUAUAAUUCAUGACGAAAGAACAGAUUUAAUUUCCAGUCUGUUCAGUAAUGUGUUCGUCUUUAACCAACGACACGGUUUCUCAGCUGACUGUGGCUCCGUGCGUUUUUAAGUAAAUGACAAACCGGUAAAAGUCACUUUACACCCAAUCUCUAAGACGUCAUUUCAAAAUUAGAUUUUAUUCCUCACGAGAAACAUAAUUCUUAAACAGUCCCUAAAUUGAUAUGGUUGCUAAGCGACACCAUAGACCAGUGGUUCUCAACUUGUGGGUCUAGACCGGAAAUUGGGUCGCGGGCACGUUCUGGAUGGGUCGCGAACAGCUGGUCAAAAAAGUAAAUAUUUAAUGCGCAUCUGAGUUUGACAUGUCUUUUAUUUUGAAAAAUAGCUUAUUUUGAAAGGUUUAUGUCGUGGUCCUCCUCAGUUUCUUAUUAAUGUGGCAUGACCACAGUAAAAAUACAUGAUUAUUAUUUAUUUAUUUAUUUUAUUUUUUUUUUGGUCUUUAUUUUGUGCAAUUUGAUAUGUAUUCACUUUUGUCCAUGCUGUUGCACGGUCCUCCUCAGGUUCUUCUGAGUGCAGAGAUGCAUAUAAGUCAAAUUUUUCAUUUUGCUGGUCUCCAUUUUGUGCGAUUUGAUAUUUUCUGUAUACGCAACUUCAGUAGUUGUCGUCCUCAGUUCAUGUGCUCUGAAAUGCACUUUACUCCAAAAAAUGGGUGUAUUUAUGUUAAAGAUUUGAGUCUUUAAAGGUUUCUUUUAUUAAAAAAAAUAAAUUUGCUUAGUUUAAAUUUUAUAAAAGUGGGUCGGAACUUAAGGACCAUGGGAAAAUGUGGGUCCAAGAGUGAGACCAGUUGAGAACCAAUGCCAUAGACUGUAGGCUAUACACCCUCCCAAUUACUUCUAUAACAUGGCCAUUUAAAACACAGCAGAUAAAAAAAACGUAAUAUCUUUGUCCUUUUGCUAGCUGCGUAUUGAUAUCACAUGUGAUAAAGGCGGGGAGGAUGGUCGACCUUAAAUAGAAAAAAGGCCCAUAAGUCUUUGACAUAUUUUGUGUUAUGUAUAAUUAAAAUCCCUGAGGCCAAUAAUAAUCUUUUCUUAAAACAGAAGAUAAUAUUUCAUCUUAAGUAAUGAUCUACUGCUCUAGUCCUUGACAUCAUGGCACAAAGCUGAAUUACAGCCUAUUAAUGACAAAUUCAGUGCCGCUGAAAUAAUAAUGAGGGGAGCUGCUAUAUAUGAAAAAGCUAUAUUUAGACAUCGUUUAAUCUUUUUCAGGGUAUUUGGAGCAGCCAUAGUCCUGACCUCCACACUCAACAUGUUCAUCCCCUCAGCUGCUCGGGUUCAUUAUGGGUGUGUCAUCUUUGUGAGGAUAUUACAAGGACUGGUUGAGGUAAGGGCAUUUCAACAUCUGAGGCUGCAUAACUGCAUUAAACUGCAUUAUAUCUGCAAUAAACUCAAAGUCUUCACCAAACAAAAUCUUAACAUGGCUCCAAUAUGAACAACAAACAUUAAGGCUGCACACCUCUGAUGCGUGUGACUCUCAUUAUGGUAAUGACUUGCUAGUGAAAGCAAAGGAAAGACUGUAAAAAACACUGGAUAGUCAACAAGAGGAAAUUUGAGAUGAUCUGUAUCGAUCCCCACUACGGCUGAUUGUAGGAUAGUCCAGCUCAGUUUCUUUACUGUCACACUUAGUAUCCAAGAAACAAAACAGGAGAGUGUCGAAUCACGGAUAGAUGAUAAGAGAAACUGCUGAUUUCAAAAAGCACAACAACCCUGUGGCUUUGUAGUGAAACAUGACACAAAGGUGUCUCCCUGCUGCAGGGGAAAACAAACAGUAGAAAGGAGGCACUACCGUUUUAUUUAGAGCAAUGAAACUGAUGUAGCAAUGAAGUUAUUUAUGCUCAUCUUUUAUACAAAAUAAUAUGAUAGGAAAUGGACAUGUGGCUGAGAGUUUCAUAUAUAUUAUUUGAAUUCAAGAGAAUAUAUGGCAGACAUUGAAAUCAAGAGACAAGCCUCAUGUGAUCAUGUGUAAUCUGAUAUUUUCUUACUGCUGUGUCAAGACAGUCCGAGCAGACUGAUUUUACAUCAACACAUUUUAUUCAAAUUUGCAGCUGAUGAGCAUUUAAUAGAUGGAGGGCUGCUCUGCUCCAUGAACAGCUCAUCAGGUCCUCCUCGGCACUGUGCAAAUUGUUCAUCAUAAUUACAGGGGUGAAGAUGUAAAUAUUUGGACAUAAUUAAACCAGGUAUCUAUUUGUUCAGGCUCUGCCUCGUAGCUUCUGAGUACAUCUUUAUCCUAAACUAUCUACAAAUACAGCGUCAAGUUAGGGGGCUACAAUACAAUGAUGCAUGUUUUGUUUGGAUUUAUUAUGUGAUUUACAUAUUCAGUUCAGGCAUUCCCCAAGAUAACAGAGCAUUAGCUACUCUCACUGAAUCAAACAACUCCAAAACAAACUCUAUUAGCUUUGUGGCAAAAGAACCAGAUAUUUCAGCCAUCUUUAUGUUUCUUCACAUUUCCUUACCAUGAGUUAAAAUGUUUUAUACCACGUGCUUUUUAGGGUGUGACUUAUCCUGCCUGUCAUGGCAUCUGGAGUAAGUGGGCCCCCCCAUUAGAGAGGAGUCGACUGGCCACAAUCUCAUUCUGCGGUAACUCUUCUCUCACUUUAUCCUGAUGACAAUUUUUGACAGGUUCAGAUUUGAUGAGGCAACAUAAUUUGCUGCGUAUCGCUGUGCUGAUUAAAAUGUUUCACUGUCUGUCAGGCUCGUAUGCUGGUGCUGUGAUAGCGAUGCCUCUGGCUGGGAUCCUGGUUCAGUACUCAGGCUGGUCCUCUGUGUUCUAUGUCUACGGUAAGUGAUUGAUGACGGAUUGUGUGUCUGAGUGUGCCUGGGGGGAAAGAAAGGGGGUCUAAUUCUGGGGUGAAAUUAUAACACUGUUUGUUGAUUUAUAGAUACGUAGAUAUUUUUGGGGGAUUUCAGUCUGAUGUUUUUUUAAGCUUGGUUGAAACCUGAAGAGUUUGACAAUCGGAGAGUCCAGUGAAAGUCAAAUGGAUUUAUCCUGGCAGACUGUGUAUUGAUUUCCUCCCCUCGGUGUUUGGGUGUGUCGAUAAAUAACCCCCCAUCUCGCUCUGUCUCUCUCUCAUUGGACUGAAUACAGUUAGCUUUCCUGUCUGGGUUUUAUUCUCGCAGGCAUUUUGGAAAGAUCAAGCUGCCAAACACUCUUGUUCCUCUAUGUGUGUGUGUUUGUGGGUGGUGGUGGGGGGAUUAUAUGUGUACGAAAUUAAAGUCAAAAUAAGAUAUGGUAUUCUCUGCAACCAUCCCAAGUCCUGACAUGUUAUCUGUCUGUGAUAUGCAGGGUGCUUUGGCAUCUUUUGGUACAUGUUUUGGAUCUUGGUGUCCUAUGAGAGCCCCGCUGAACAUCCUACCAUUACUGAUGAGGAGCGCUGCUACAUAGAGGAGAGCAUUGGAGAGAGUGUCAAGCUAACAGGUCCUGCAGAGGUGAGGAGAAACACUCCAGAUAUCAAAGAAUCUGUGUUUGCAAACCAGGUUUCAGCGCGAUUAUCCAUUUCUAUUUUGUGUUGUUUUAGACACUAAUUAAAAGCUAGGUGAUUGUCUGUGUGAAUUCAAUAUUUUGUUUACAUCUACAACAGAAAUUUAAGACGCCCUGGAGGAAGUUCUUCACCUCUAUGCCUGUCUAUGCAAUCAUCGUGGCCAACUUCUGCAGGAGCUGGACGUUUUACCUGCUGCUGAUCAGCCAGCCUGCGUACUUUGAAGAAGUGUUUGGCUUUGAGAUUAGCAAGGUGAGGUUAAUCACAACUCCGUACGAGAAGAACAACCAGAAUUCGCAAAGUGAUCGGGCAAUUAUGGAUUGAUGUGAAAUGAGGAUGUUUAAAAGUCCUCUGAACGUCACAGUACAUAUAUUGUCUAAUGCGCUACUGUAUCUGAUUGGGUUGAUGUUUUUGUGUGCGGCUGUAGGUUGGCAUACUGUCUGCUCUGCCUCAUUUGGUGAUGACCAUCAUUGUGCCCAUCGGAGGCCAGCUGGCCGACUACCUGCGGAGCAAGAACAUCCUGUCAACCACCACUGUCAGGAAAAUCAUGAACUGUGGAGGUGAGAAGACUGAACUCGGAGUGAGAUCUCAUUUUCAACACCUCUCUCUGCACAGCUACAGGGUGUGACUUUCAGGGUGUUAGAUCCAUACUGCUCUCUUUUUCAUUUGCUUCUCACUAAAUGGGUUUAAAAAUACGGUCGCUUUCAUAUUUUUGUAAAAGAUCUAUUUUUUUUUCUAUGUUUGCGCUCAAGCUGAAUUUGACUGUGCAUUGAUUUCAUAUCCAUCACUUAUGUAAUUGAGUGCAGACUGAGCAUCGGGCUUAAUUCAAUUGGCACAGUGAUGAACAACAGCUGUGGGCUUUGUGUGUUUUUGUGUAUGUGUGAGUGACCCACUGUCUGUCUCUGUCAGGAUUUGGCAUGGAGGCCACAUUGCUGCUGGUGGUCGGGUAUUCUCACAGCAAAGGGGUGGCCAUCUCCUUCCUGGUACUGGCAGUGGGCUUUAGUGGAUUUGCUAUAUCAGGUGAGUAUAGAUCAUACACUCUUCACUGUAAUCUUUAAAUACAAUUUAGGAUCCAAUAUUGUUUAAUAGCUUUUGAUGGAUUUGAAUGUUUUUAUUUCCUCGGCAGAAAGGACAGUGAACGUGUAUUUUAGACUAUCAUAAAGGGGGAUGUAAAAUGAGGCAGUAGAUGUAUUUGUAUUUAGUGAUCUAUCUGCAUUUCCAAGACCUACUUCAGCCAUCAGAUGUCAGAUGUUACUGAAAAUACAUUUUCAUUGACUGCCAAAAUAAAGCUUUCAGCAUUUUGGCCAUUCAUUCAAAGAUCCGCUCAUAUUUGUGCUUAGUAACAAAGGAAACAGAGGUCUGUGACUGUGUGUGAAAAUCAGUUUCUCGCCUGUUGUUCUUGAGCUCUCUGCUGGAGUGUUUAAUAAUUCAGUACGGGCUGUCUCGGGGGAUCUGUGAGGCAGGGAGUGUGAGGCAGCUCGCAAGGACACUUACUCAUUCAGCCAGUCAGAGUGGGGGAGGAGGAGGAGGAGGAUGUGCGGCUAGUUGCUGCCUAUUUCUGCAACAAGAUGGUCCCCGUUUGUGCUGCUUUUAUCUGCGACUGUCUCCCGCUUCUGUUUUUUUAAUAUGCACUGACACAGUGGUCCCUUUAACCGAGAUCUAGUUCCCAGGCCUUGUUUACAUUCGUCAAAAUGAAAUUACCCAACAACCUUUUAAUUGUACUCGAUUUAUGUGUUGUUUAUUCCAUCAGGCUUUAAUGUCAAUCACCUGGACAUUGCUCCACGCUAUGCCAGCAUCCUAAUGGGCAUCUCGAAUGGCGUGGGUACCUUGUCUGGGAUGGUGUGCCCACUGAUUGUUGGUACAAUGACAAAGAACAAGGUAAGGACGUCUCACAUACAGCUCUCUAGACCACCCUUCAAAAAUUUCCUGCGAGACUCUCAAUGUCAGUAUUUAGGAUCAUUUAUGACCAUGAAUAACUGGUUGCACACUUUCAUAGAGGUAUGAGUAGGCACCAAUGUUAAUUCAGCCAACAAAAACCAAAAGGCAAUUUGCGAGGCAUGUAUAGAUGAUUACCCAGCAAUGCUUUUAUCUGUACAUCACUCUUCUAGGAGAAAUAAGGAAUACUGCACUAAAAAUCAACUUUUAAGACUUUAUAGGAGCUGCAAACAUUGCUUUGUUGUAAUAUUAAAUGAGCUGUAACUCAAUUGUAAAUAUUUAAAAGUAUAUGUGAGCAUGUAUCGUUUAAAUGCAGAGUAAAAUGGGUGGAUUGUACCCACUCUUAAUUAAAGUUUCAUUGUACGAUGCUCACACAGGACACAUCACAGAUAAUCCCAAACGUUAACCUGAUACUUUUUUUGUGUCUCCUUUAUAAAAAAAAGCGAACUUUCAUAAAAUACACGUCCUUUAAAUGCAACUUAACAACUUAUCAGGGUCAUAAAUAAACAAUAUGACAUAUAUUUAUGAAUCCAGAUUAAAACAGACUUUUAUUUCCCUCUACAGACUCGAGAGGAAUGGCAGUAUGUGUUCCUGAUCGCCUCCAUGGUGCAUUAUGGGGGAGUGAUUUUCUACGGUAUUUUCGCAUCAGGAGAGAAACAGCCAUGGGCCGACCCAGAACUCACCAGUGAAGAAAAGUGUGGCUUCAUAGACGAGGACGAGCUGGCAGAAGAGACGGGCGACAUUACCCAAAGUUACGGUGCCUUUGCGGCUCCGGCCAAGUCGUACGGUGCGACCACGCAGGUGAACGGAGGAUGGGCCUCGGGCUGGGAGAAGACGGAAGAGUACGUCCAGGAGGAGGCACAGGGAGCCGGCUAUGGAUACAGGCAGGAUGAGGGAUACUCCUAGACCAAACACAAAAUCAUUCAUACAUGAGUAGACUUCUUUUUUUCCUGAGUGUCCAUCUGUUUAGUCAUAAAAGAUAACGAACAACCAAUGAGACAUGAGAAAAAUGACAACCCCAUCGUUGUAUUGUUUGCACAAAUUCUACAAACAACUCUUCAAAAGUAUCAACGUAAUAUAAAAACUCCUAACUGUAAAAAACAUUUAAAGAUAUUUGAUUAAUAGAGGUGUGUAACACAUAUCAAAUUGGCAGUCUGUAAAUGUAUUAUUAUGCAUAUUGAUAAUAGAUAUAUUAUGGGCGUGCAGUUGUGUGUAAAUGUGAACAUUUUCAUUCCCGUCAGCUGAGGCGUCCUGACCUCGCUGAAGCCUUUAGGGUAGAACCGACCCGUUAUUUUAGAAAGUAACUUUUAACAGUGCAGUGAACUACCAGCCAGCCAUCACAGUGUAUAAACAUGUACUGCACAGCAUUGUAACAGGAAGUAGACACUCUGUGGUUAGAGACUGUACUGUACCUCUCCUGAAUGCACUCAGAAUAGCGUGUCCUUUUAAUGCACAAUAUGACCAUUUUUUUAUUUUGGUUUUGUAUCACUGGCUUGUGCGUGUGUGUGUGUGUAAAAAAAAAAUGUAAGUGACCUACUGUGAGGAUCUGAUGAUUGGCAUAAUGAAUUCGGAUAAUUGUUCAGUCUAACUUGCGUAAAAGGUAAACUGUCCGUCCAAUGUUGUCCUGCUACAUGUGACACAUUUUGUAACUCAGCUUUUGAUUUUAGUUUUUGCAACCUGUUAAAUCUCAGCAGUGUGGUGCAGCUAUGAAGCUGUGCUCAUGAUUACAAUCCAAAUCACCACUGAGCCGUUAAAUACUGGCUGUACCGGUGCGUUACUGCCUUCGUGAAAACAUAUUUAAGAGAGAGACAGAAUAAAGAUAUUUAAGAGUUUUUAGAUCAAAUUUACGUGACCAGGAUUUUCAUGGUUGUAAACAACUUUAUGAAAGGGUUUGUGCAAUACAAAAACUUUAGGACAAAAUCAGUAUGAGAAUAAAACUAUAUAAGAGUAACAAAUUUAAAAAUGUUUAAUAGAGGUAAAAAAGUUAGAGUAAUCAUGACUGAAGGGAUAAGCUAUCAAGCACACAUUAAAGCCUCUAGAGACAGUUUUUGUUGUCAAAAUGAUGUGGGUGUUUCCAUCAGGUUUUAUGCAUUAGUUACAGAGCUGUAGGUCCUCAUAUAAAUGUUGCUAAACCAGAAAAAUGUGAUACCGUGCUUUUCUAGUGUAGACCCAUCCAAAUGGAGCAGGUUAGGAGUGAAUAUACAAAAAUAAAACGAGAGUGAACAAAAACUGUCGGGCAGAAAUGACACAUUUUAUAAAGAGAGGAGCACAUCUGAAAACUUCACUUUUAGAGAAUUAAAAUCAUAUUGCAUUGCUGACAUUAAAAAGGAUAUUUGUAGUGAAGAAGUAUUUGAAUUUUAACAUCUAUAUAUAGUUUGCAUUACAUUCAAUAUAACAGAUUUCUAUCCAUAGUUGGAGAGGCAAUACAGCUGGAGAGAUGCAAUCACAAACGUGUGCAAUUUAAAAAAAAAUCAAUUUCUCCAUCCCCUUUAUAGAAUGGGGGUAAGGUGAGACGUUGAGUAUAUGAAUAUAAAAUGAAGCAGCUUGUCAUUACUUCCUGAAGCCUGCUUUGGUGUCUCAUGCUCCUAAAUUCAAAGAUGAAAACCGCUGCAGAGUCUGUUUUGUCCUCAUUCUGCACUUACACUGACAAGGUCUGAAGGGGGCCAAGUUUGUUUCAUUUGUCACUUGUCUGCACUUCACAAUAUAGAUGUGUGUGGAUGUGUAUUUAUGCAUGGAACAAUGUGAAGUUUGUUAUAUGUCUGGGUUUUUUUUUACAUGUAUGUUUCCUUCAUUUAAAGCUUAUUUGUCUUUGUCUCAGAAACUGUUACUGAUGCUUCAAUUUCUUUGCACAAUUAACCAAAGGUGAAGAGCAGAGCUUGGUUUUUCAGCAGGAAGUCCGACAUAUUUAAAGGCAGUACAGACCAUCAGCAGCAAGGGUCCAGCAUGUGAACCCCCCCUAGUGUGCAGGUGGCACCAAUAUUACUCAAUGUACAAAGCAAUAAGUCCAUAGUAACAGUUCUGGUCAUGAACAGUCUUUAUGUAACUAUUUUUUUACACAUUCGUUUCAAGAGUGGUGUUUCUUUUUGUGAUAACAGAUGUAGAAAAAAAAACACUUGUAAAGAAAAAAAUCUAGAAAUAUUCAGUAUGUAUAAAGAUAUAGUAAUAGAGUCCAACACAAGCGUCUUCAAAGAGUUUGUGACAGGGCUGCUCACCAGAUGAGAAUGAUAAAGAGCUCCGUCUGAGAGGCGGACGCUCGUCCUCUUCGUGGUUUUGUUUCUUCGUAGUCCACAUGGACUGUGUGCUGUUGUUUCCUCUUCUGCUUUCUGCCUCUGUAUCUUCCCCCUCCUUCUUCUAUCUAUCUUUCUCUCUCUCUUUUUCCUCCUGUCUUUAGUUUAAUUAAUGUCCUUCAUUCUGUGGUUGGACCCCCUCUUGCCCUGCUUAACCACAUGUACCUCACCCCUCACCUGUACAACCCACUGUCACAAUAUUUGAUGAAAGCUUAACAGGUGAAUCUGCAUUUUCAGAAAUGACAAAUGUGCAGCCUGAAGUAGUUCAAAGUUUCCUGUUUUCGUGCCUCUAAAGUUACAGUGUGGUUCAAUGGCUUCUGUUGCUGUGUAAAUUGAAAGGUUUGUUGAUGUCAAGGUGAAAUACUCUAUAUCCUUUUUUAUAAAAACAAGUAAACUAAU